Molecule: messenger RNA, 1799 nt
Organism: Hippocampus comes (tiger tail seahorse)
Lineage: Eukaryota; Metazoa; Chordata; Actinopteri; Syngnathiformes; Syngnathidae
Gene: alms1
Product: ALMS1 centrosome and basal body associated protein
Exons: 13
Coding region: 191-1780 (529 amino acids)
Biological process (GO): regulation of centriole replication
Cellular component (GO): centriole; centrosome; cytosol
Molecular function (GO): microtubule binding
Source: RefSeq, a predicted model, not a curated record
GGGGGCCCCCGGCGACAGAUUUGUCCCACUGAGGCGCUCGUCACCCGCCGUCAGCAGCACGGAUGAAGGCGUCGGCCUCUCCGGCCCCCCGCCCAAGCGGGAUGAGCGCAGACAGCCGACAUCUGCUCGACCUGCACCUGCUCCUCCUCCUCCUCAUUAUCUUCAUCAUCUGCCCGUCACAGGCAACGCGAUGAGGAGCUACACACCAGAAACGCCAGUGCGGGACGAGUGCGGCCCUCGCGCAUCGGCGGCGGCGGCCGGCCUGCGUCCUUACAAGCCUCGCGGCGCCAACGAACUCUUCUUCAUGCCUCACGUCGAAGCCGACGCGUCCUCCUCGUGCACCACCAUGGAGAGCUCGCACACGGGUUUGGACGACGCGGUGCCGCCGCUGUUCAGCGCCGAGGUUCUGGGCCGGCAGGAUCCGGGCCUGGACCGCGGCGUCGCCAUCAAGCACGCCGAGGGCAUCUACAGCAAGAGGCGCACACACGCGCCGCUGCUGCUCCCGGAUCGACGCUUUCCUCAUGCGAGUCAGCACGAAGCUCCCACAAUGGAGCGCUUUGGUGCGCCGCGGGACAGGAACCGUUUGCCCCCCGGGCUCGCGAGCAGGGAGGCGUGGCUCCUGGAGCAGCUGCAGCGCCUGUCUGAUCUCAUCCUCACCACCGGGGGCGCCGACGUGCCGCCCGCGCGGACGCUGUACGGCGAGACGGAGCCGCCGAAGGCGUGGCCACGGCAGGCGCGCGCCCCCUGCGGCCUUUGUCCGGCCGACAGAGACGAGUCCAGCACCACCACGUCCACGCUGGACACGGACCGCCUCGUCCGGGUCUUCGGUGCCCACCGCAUCCAAAGCGCCAAGACCCCCAAAAGCCUUCAAAAGAUCUCCAAGUCUUCGGCCCGCCUCCACAAACUCUACGACCACGUGGCCAAGCAACGGGAGCAGUGGGAGGGGCGGGGCUUCAACGGCACGCUAUCCGAAACCACGGCCACCGAGGCGUCCAACGUGACUGGCGAGUCGUCGUCGACGGGCUCCUUCGCCAAGACGCCUCAGCACACCGCCUCCAAGAAGCUCCUUAGCAGAGGCGUCCAAGCAGGUGACGUUGAGUUCGUGUGCAACGCGACGCGUCUUUGCACACGAGACGUGGGAACCAUGUUCCCGCCCCCGGGACGAGCACGAAGGAGCGUGCCCAAAGGUCACGUGACCUCCCUCAAGCACAAGAAGACCCGAACGCCGCCCAGGUUGCCCAAAGCGGUGUGGUGGUUCAUCCCGCUGGAUGACUCGUCCAAGGAGAACCGUCCCGAGGAGCAAGGCGAGGCGGAGGCGGCGCAACCCGGGCCCAGUACCGUUUGGUACGACACCGCGGCCAAAACGGCAAGACAACCUCUCAGGCCGCGACAACAAUUUGACGAUGACGAUGACGACGUCGCCCAUCCCGGAUCCUCCGCAAGCUGCCACCAAAUCACGUCUCUGCAGGAAGCUCUCGCCACGCGACGCCCCGACUUCAUCUCGCACUCUCGUCAACGCGUUCAAAUCUUGAGUGGGCGAAAGAUGAACGCGGCACCGCCAGGCAGCGGCAUGCCAAGGAGGGCGGUGCCCAGGAAGGAAAUGAAGCAGCGGACCAAACAGCUGUACGAAGGACUUCCGGAGGUUCUCCGCAAGUUGGAGAUGGAGCGAAGGGACACGCAACUGCGAUUAAACAGACUCAACCUGCAGAUCUUCAACAAGAGAAUCACCAAACGUCGCCUGGAGAACCGCAAGGCUGUCCAGUAUGAAAACCUCUGGUGAUUUUGGCCAAUGGAUUUUU